AUGAUUUCGGCUAUCUUCUUCAUGAAUGCGAAGGGUGACCUUCUCAUCUCAAGAAUCUAUCGAGAUGAUGUGAUGAAAGGAGUAGCUUCUGCAUUUAGGUCAUAUGUAUUAACAGAAAAAAAUGUAUUACCAGUUAAGAUUGUUGGGUCAACUGUAUUUUAUCAUAUUAGAGUUAAUUCAUUAUAUAUUGUUGCUUUAGCAAGAAGUAAUAAUAAUGCUGCUGUUGUAUUUGAAGUGUUACAUAAAAUUGUUGAAGUAUUCCAAGCUUAUUUCACUACUAUUGACGAAAACACUAUUAAGAGUCAAUAUGUUUUGAUUUAUGAAUUACUUGAUGAAAUUCUUGAUUUUGGUUAUCCACAAUUUUGUACUAAAGAUGAGUUGCAAUCACUUAUUACAUUUGGUAAAGCUAAAACUGUUCAAAGAGGAAAUAUUGCUAUCCAAGCUACAGGUCAAAUUCCAUGGAGAUCACCUGAUAUCUUCUAUAAGAAGAAUCAAUUAUUCCUUGAUGUUAUUGAAAGUGUUAAUUUAACAGUAUCUGCUAAAGGAACUAUUCUUUCUAAUGAUGUCAAUGGAGUUAUUAAAAUGAGAACACAAUUAUCUGGAAUGCCAGAUUGUUCACUUGGUAUGAAUGAUAAAGCAUUAUUACUUGGAGAUUCAGCACAAAAGAAAUCAAUUCAAUUAGCUGAUGUUACUUUCCAUCAAUGUGUUAGACUAACUCGUUUUGAUCAAGAUAGAAGUAUUAAUUUCAUUCCACCAGAUGGAGAUUUUGAUUUAAUGAAAUACAGAACAACUGAUAAUAUCUCACAACAAUUUAGAUUAUUACACAAUAUUAAAGAAUCUUCUAAAACACAUUUAUCACUUGAUAUUAAUGUUCGUGCAUUAUUCUCUGAAUUACAAUAUGGUGAAAAUGUUCGUAUUAAAAUUCCAGUUCCAAAGAAUGCUGCUCUUUGUAAGACUCGUUGUACAGCUGGAAGUGCUAAGUAUCAUCCAGAACAUGCAGCUAUUUUAUGGAGAAUUUCCAGAUUUAAUGGAAAGACACAACAAACUAUUACUGUUGAUGUUGAUUUAGUCCAAACUACUCAAUCACAAAGAUGGGAUAAACCACCAAUUUUAAUGGAUUUUGUUAUUCCAGCAUUAACUGCAACUGGUUUACAAAUUCGUUAUUUGAAAAUUGCUUCAGAUUAUAAAACUAUUAAGUGGGUAAGAUAUAUUACAAAAGCAGGUGCCAUUCAAUAUCGUCUUUAA
Entamoeba dispar SAW760 is the source of this 1245-nucleotide messenger RNA. Its product is annotated as AP-2 complex subunit mu-1, putative. Gene Ontology annotation, cellular component: AP-2 adaptor complex; cytoplasmic vesicle. Lineage: Eukaryota; Evosea; Mastigamoebida; Endamoebidae. The record is from RefSeq and is a predicted model, not a curated record. Gene Ontology annotation, biological process: intracellular protein transport; clathrin-dependent endocytosis. Gene Ontology annotation, molecular function: clathrin-cargo adaptor activity. The transcript has a single exon. The coding region runs from base 1 to 1245 and encodes 414 amino acids.